CAAAGUGUUAACAGAUAAAGUUCGAGUAUCUUUUCAUAUCAGUGUCCGUAUUCUGAUAUCAAUGCGAUAUACGGCCUUGCCUUAGAUAUUAUACAUCAAACAUCGACAUUUUUUAACGCUAAGGUACACAACAUUGUUGACAUGCUGCCGGUGUAUAAGCAGAUUAACAUAUACGAUUCGACUUAAUCGUUAAUUGCACCCAUUCUUGUACAAUCUCUCGUUGAGAUAAAACGAGUUUUUUUUCAUGAAGUGAAUCGGUAAUGUGUCGAUCGAAUCUUUGAAGGAUUGGAGAGGUGUCAAGAACAGGUUGAGAUAUGUCCGGCUUCGACAACAUAAUCCUAGCCCACCAUCACCAUGGAGCAGGGGGCAACAUAACGGACGACGAAGAAGAACAAGGCAACAUCUACGUAGCAAAAGGCACUGCCAUGGUCACGUUGUUCAUGUGUUCCUUUUGCCUUGGCUGUCUGCCCAUCAAGCUCUCUGAUUGGUUCAAGUGGAAACAGCAAAGUACGGCAGCCAAGGAGAACGGAUACGUCAAGGUCUUCCUUGGCUUCGGAGGGGGAGUUUUGCUGUGCACCACGUUCCUACAUUUGUUGCCGGAGGUGAACGAGAGUUUUGAAGAGGUAGAUCCAACCCCAGACAUUGAGAUCCACUAUGCGGAGUUGCUGAUGUGUACUGGUUUCUUCAUAAUGUACUUCAUUGAAGAAUGCGUUCACGUUUACCUCGCAAAGAAGGAGAAACUCACGCCGAUCAGACGAAGUCUCAGCAUCAGACGAGGCAGUAUGAAAUUGGACCUUACAUUGAUGGACUUGAAUCGCAGUAGCGCUGUAAAUGGCAAUGGUCAUCCGAUUCAUCACCAUAGCCACCACCAUCACAAUCAUCACCAACCGCACCAUCACAGUGGGACAGCUGUAGUUGUCAGGGGCCUGCUGGUUGUUAUGGCCCUUUCUAUCCAUGAACUGUUUGAGGGGCUGGCUGUCGGACUCGAACAUUCGCCCAAAGCAGUAUGGUACAUGUUCGGUGCCAUUUCAAUCCACAAAUUCGUGAUAGCGUUUUGCAUCGGGAUGGAGCUGGUGACGUCAGGACUAAGGAGGCUCAUCGUGGCCGUCUACGUCUUCACGUUCGCAGUAGUCAGCCCUAUAGGGAUAGGUUUAGGCAUCAUAGUUACUUACUUAGAGAGCAACUCGUUCACGAUAAUGUCGGUGGUACUGCAAGGUUUGGCGUCGGGUACUUUGUUGUACAUUGUGUUUUUCGAAAUAUUACAGGCGGAUAAGAAGUCCGGGUUGAAGCAGUAUUUUUCCGUUCUCGUAGGGUUUGGCAUUAUGUUUGCGAUAACAUUGUUGGGAUGAUAGAGUAAUGGACCAAGAGGUAAGGAGAUUUUUAAUGAGAAAAUCCUACAAGUUUGCGACACGAACUUGAAAAUUUGCAGACGAUCGAUGACAAUACAAUAAUUUCAGAAAAAAAAUCAAAUAUGAAAAUAAAAAGAAUUUUGAAAUUUUGUAAAAAAUUUUGAAGAUUUGGAUAAAAAAUGUUUUAUAUUUCGAAAUUUGAAACAAUAUACCAAAAAUAAAAACCAAGAUCUUGAUUGCUUGUUUUUAGACUGAGAAUUCAGGAAACAAAAUAUAAUUUAAAAAAAAUAAAAAAAAAACGCUUUAAUAGCUCAUCAACCUAAAAAAUAGAAAAUAAUUUUCAAGUACGUAUAUAUGAGUGUACGCAAUAAAAAAUCAAAAACAAUUAUGCCUAAUUAAUAUAGAAUAAGAUC
This is a messenger RNA of Acanthoscelides obtectus, 1762 nucleotides long. NCBI's taxonomy places the organism in Eukaryota, Metazoa, Arthropoda, Insecta, Coleoptera, Chrysomelidae. The record is from the annotation of a GenBank genome assembly.